AUGCCCACAGACACAGCGUACAAGCAAGCGAUUCGCCCCAAUUCGCCCAACUCGUCGCAGUUCACCCCGUCUCAGCCAGCCCCAUCGUCGCAGGUGGAGAAGGAGACGUUGCCGUCCAUCAUUGCGCACGCAGUGCCAUGGCUGGCGACGAAGGACGACUGGAGGGCGUACCUGGACAGCGAAAACCAAGCGCUGAAAUCGAAGUGCUGUGAGUGGAUCGAAGGCACGAUCUACAUCGUGGAGCCGCUGAGCCAAGAGCACGAGUCGUUCACUGACGUAGUCAAAGGAACUUUGUUCAACCAGUAUGCCUUCUUUGCGUACCUGCAGCCCUUCGGCUCCGCGGCAAUUCCUGGUCAUCCCGGGCUGCAUGACUAUGAAGCUGACGCUUGCUACAGUCCGAGGCAGUUCACGGGAGGUCCGCUUCCCUCUGGUGUUCAAGACUAUCUCUCCUGGUACACGCUCGUCGUUGAGGUUGGGAAAUCGCGCGGCUGGGGAGACGACGCUGGAAUGCUCGGCUGGAAGGCUUUGGGGUGGUCUCAGUUUCCAGGAUACAAACUCUACCCGGUGGAGCGGGACGACGACUUACCUGUGCUCAAUCCCGUGCCGGUGGUUGGACCUCAGACGUUGGUGACGUUCGACUCGCGCGUGCUGCUGGGCCUGCCUCCGGGGGCAGACAUUCCACGCAGCCCAUAUUCACGUGCUCGCUUCCCGGACCCAACCUUCACUUUGGACCUUUCCGAUGUUCUCGAAAAGGCCCGGAGGCCAUGGGUAUGAGCUCGGUGAUGCUUUGCUCGAUGCGGCGUUCGUUCGUUGGUUCUUCUUGUUUACUCUUCUUUUUUUGUUAUUUUUCAUUUUCUUCUUCCUCGCAGCUAGCCAGCUAGCCACCGUGGUGUACUACAUGUAGUUCACCUCAAUCAAAUGAAUUGCUGCUCGCAACUGGCGAAGGGCAUAACCGU
Molecule: messenger RNA, 956 nt
Organism: Phytophthora sojae
Lineage: Eukaryota; Oomycota; Peronosporomycetes; Peronosporales; Peronosporaceae
Exons: 3
Coding region: 1-774 (257 amino acids)
Source: RefSeq, a predicted model, not a curated record